This is a messenger RNA of Symbiodinium pilosum, 351 nucleotides long. The record is from the annotation of a GenBank genome assembly. Lineage: Eukaryota; Dinophyceae; Suessiales; Symbiodiniaceae.
GCGCCCGCCGAACAACUUGUUGCGGUGACAGCCGCUACCAGAGGAGAGGCAUCAGUGCCAACCAAAGUGAAGGCGCUUGCUGACCAAGCUGUUAAUCAGGCAGCCCCUGUAAAAGGAAGAGAAUCAGCUCCGCCCAAAGCAAAGGCACCUGCUGAGCGGACUGGGGCGUUCAAAGCCUUUAGCGAAGGAGAAGAACGAGCGUCAGCCAAAGCAAAGGCAUAUGCUGCGCAUGCGAGGGCUCCAGCGCCUGGCAAAGGAGAAGCGUCGGCAGCUGCACCCAAGGUGCAUCCUGCGCCGGCUCCAGUAGCAUCCCACACCCAAGGUGAUGCACUGGCGGCGGCCGCCACAAAG